AUGGUGGGUCGUUUUAUUCUCUCACCUCCCCCCCCCCCGCCGUCCGACGGGCCGUUAAACCGCCGCCUGCCCCUCGCGCGCGGGAAAGCAGGCGGGCCGUUCUGUGGAGAUUCGAUAUGGGCGGAGAUAGGUAGAGAUACACAGAUACGGCUCUAGGUAGGGUGGGGCCUGAGGCGGCGGGGACGGCGUUUGGGUGCGAGGAAGGUGGCGGUGAGGGAGGGGCGCGGCAGGGCGGCUCCUCUUUGGGGUCGGGGGGCUGCGAAGGGCUCGAAAGCGGCAUUGUGGAGACGGUGUCCGGGACGGGGGAGGGCGGCUGGGAUUCCUGCAGGGGGAGAGGACCGGGCGUCGUCCUCCCCUCCUCACGGCACAAGCGUUGCAAGGCGGCAACGGCUCCGUACGAUGCGCGUUAAGAUGGAGGGGGACGGGUGGGGACGUCCGCAGGGACCCGGCAGGAAAAAUGGUGCUUGUGGAGGCGCAGAGGCGGAACGCGAGCUUCGGGGCAGCGUCGCUGUGUGGUGGCGGCGGCGGCGGCGCGUGCACGCACGUGAGAACGGGCAGCUGGGAGAGGGCGGGGUGGCAGGCACCGCCCGGCACCCUGUGUCUCAGGCUCCGUAGCAGGGGCGCCAACUGGAAUACAAUAUUCGAGGAAGCCCCGCCCUGCAUUAUCGAUCGCAUGACGAGGUGCACCCGCACCAUUUGAAUGGCAAUACCCAACUGGGGACGGGGGGGGGGGGGGAAUCAAAUAUUUUAUAGGGAGGGAGAGGGCACGAAUGGACCUCUGCCCCUAGGAGUUGGCGCCUGUUUUCUGUAGGGAGGAGUUGGGGAAAGGAAAAGGAAGAUCUCGGGGGACAGGAGAUGAACCCCCCUCCUUUUUCCCGCUCCUGGGUGGAGUGUGGUAGAUGCAUCAGCAAAGGAAAUUGUAAGAUGGCUUUCGUUGACUAACCAACCUUGUUUUUUUGAGUUUGGCACUUCAGGAGAGUAGUUUCCUGCACCUUUUUGUAUAUUUUUCGCAAACCUUGUGUGCAUGUGUGGACGUUUAUUGCGCAGCAGACAGCAGCAUCAAAUAAAACUUUUUGUUCUUGUUCAGAAUAGAUACUGUAUCUGAAGUACAGCUGGAAAUCAAAACAGUUUGUAUUAUGUGGGGAAGCGGUUUGAAUGUUUGUAGCUGCUGGCUUUCUUCGCUCAUUUUUGGUCUGCUGCAAGUAUUGUCACCCCAUAUCUGAUAAAGCAUGCAAAAUUCCCAUUGUUAUUUACUUGCAAUGAAGCAGUUCACUGGAAACUUCAUUCUGAUAUUGCGUCAAGUUCAUGCAUUUAAAUAAAAUGCAGAUGUUUCUGCAGUUAAAAAUGGUCUUUUCCAACAUUGGAAGAAAAGAUAAACAUUUCCUGAACUCUGACUUCAGUAAUCUUUGAUAUAUUCAAAGAAUGGUCCAGAGGUGGUGGACUUUAUAAAUGAGAUUAGUAAAAGAGAGAGAGCCUCCCUAUUUAAGUCACCUGUUUGUUGAGUAAUCAUUUUAUGAGAUGCCAAUAAAAAGGCUGGUUAAUGGAUAGCAUGGGUAUUGGGUAUUUGCUACUAGGCUGGGAGCAGUCAGUGCGAACACAUAUCUCCAGUUCUUUAGCAGCCUUCUGAGUACAAUUCAAAAUGCUGGUGCUUGCUUCUAGUAAUACAGGGUUUGGUAUUUGGAAACUUACGGGAGCACCUGCUCCAACAGGAGCCUGUCUGUACACUGAAAAUAUUUGGAAGUCUUUCUUUGGGUGCCUUUCAUCCAAAGUGAGGCAGAUGGCAGUGACCUUCUAGGAUGUGACCCCCUCCCCUUUAGAACCUUCUCCCCAAAGAGGUUCACUUGAUACUUACUCUUGUCUUUUUUGCUAUCUGGCAAGAUUUAUUUCUCCCCAAAAUUAUUUUUGUGCAGGCAUUCUUGGUUGGUUGUUUAUUGUUAUUGGUUUUUUGUCAUCUUUAAAUCAACCUGUUUCUUUUUUUUACAUUGAAUAUAAACUUACAAAACCUCAUACAGGCACACUCAUUAGGAAGCUAGAAUCAGCUGUUGCUCCUUUUUUAGCAUAGUUGCUUAUUCAUCUCUUUGAUUAAGCAUUACCCACAUUUAAGCAAACUUGUGUCAGCAACAGAUCCAUGUGCAGAAUCACGCGUACUGUCAAAUCCCUAUAAGGAAGUGGGGUGGAAAAGUUUUUAAAUGCAGUGCGUGGGAGAAGGGAGCAGAUGCCUCUGCACUUCACCCUUAAAUAUUUUUUAAAACCUGCCAUUUUAACAUAGUAAACUUCUCCCAUGAGGAGAAAAAUCUGAAAAAGCAAUUUUAGGUGGAGAAACACAUGAGGGUUACUGUUAUUCUUGUUUUAUAUGGAACUGCUGUCUUGCCUUGUUGCAUCUUGAAUGCAUCCUAAGCCCUGAAAGCUAACUGAACCAGAGCAAUGAAAUGCUUGAAAAGAUGCAGUUGUGCUGUUGAAGUGGGAGAUGGGGACAGGAGAGUAGAUACAGUGGAACCCCGGGUUACAUACGCUUCAGGUUACAUACGCUUCAGAUUACACACUCCACUAACCCAGAAAUAGUGUUUCAGGUUAAGAACUUUGCUUCAGGAUAAGAACAGAAAUCGUGCUCCUGCGGCGUGGCGGCAGCAGGAGGCCCCAUUAGCUAAAGUGGUGUUUCGGGUUAAGAACAGUUUCAGGUUAAGAACGGACCUCCGGAACGAAUUAAGUACUUAACCCGAGGUACCACUGUAUAGACUGUAGGGUAUUCCAGGCUCCUUACUUUUUUUUUUUUUUUUUUUUGAAAAAAAAGUUUAACGUAUAAAGAGAAAAGAUAAUGCUGACAAUAUUCUACCAAAUUUCUUCACUGAUCAAAACUGGCUGCGGUAUAACUAAAGUACCUGUCAGUUACUAUAAGCAGAUUAAAUUAAUGUUGUGUGCAGUGUUUGAAAUUUUGCACCUGACCUGACUAUUGGCCACUUGAGACCAAGUAAAGAUUCCUGGGGGCCAGGGUGGUGCCUAACAUCACCAUCUGGAGGUUCGUGCUUGGGGAUCAUUGGAUCAUGACUGCUUUCUCACACUAAUACUACACCUUGUAGAAUUAUAUUAAUUAUGUUUCAUCUGCACAAUUGGAAUGAAUUUCAGGAACCAAAACGCUUUUUCUGUGUAGCCUGUAGGGCAGGGGUCCUCAAACUUUUUAAACAGCGAGCCGAUUCACUGUCCCAUGCACACUGCACAUAUUUUAUUAGUAGUGCACAAAAAACAGGAAAAAAAUACAAUAUUUAAAAUGAAGAACAAUAUUAAUCAACAUAAACUAGGCUUCCCUAGGUGGGGAGGGAGCGAGGAAGACCCAGCCUCUCGCUGAGAUGGGGGAGGAGGAGGAGACUGAGCAGGCUUUGUCCUGGCCAGGCAACAUUGGUUUUCCAGUUUUCCAGGCAACAUUGGUUAGAAUUGCUCUUUUCUUUCUAUUAUUUAUUCUAGCUGUAAGCUGUUCAAUAUGUAAAGCAGUAUUCUGCAAUCCUUUCCAACCACUCUCAAGUCUGUGAUCCUCCUGUAAGCCAACACAGUGUUAUAGCCAGUCCCCCUUGGGAAAGUGGAGAGAGGAGAAGCCUUGCUGCAGAUGUUUUGUCAAUUUUCUUUCUCUGCUUGUGAAAUGGACACAGAUCUAGGUUUUGUACUGUAGCCCUCAGCUUUUAAAAAAUUGACUUAAAAAUGCCAGGGAAUUCAUAUCAUAGAACACUCCUGUCUUCAUAACUUGAAGUAAUUAUAAGUAAUUUAAGAAGCGUUUUUCAGUGCCAUUUAACCCUGUCUUAAAUUUUAAAAUAAAUUAUGUAGCUUGGGUAAUUUUUGGAGGAAAUUGUGCUAAUACCAGAAACCAUAAAACACUAAAAAUUCAAAUUUGUUGCAGCAUAAUCUUUCAGGGACAUGGCAUAAAUGACUUUGACUAUCUCUAGCCCAGAAAUGUUUGUCACGAUACAUUUGUUAAUCUUUGUUUGCUAUAGUAGAGUAGCACAACCAACCUUCUGGAGUAUAUUCACAGUAAUGAAGCUGUUGAAUUACUCAGCAAUUUUGAAUCAAAGCAAUCGGUGCAAUUGAUGUGAUUUUCAAGCUUUCACAUAUGACCUCCAUUAGUUUGUUAAAAUGAAUAUUUUAAAGUUAGGGAAUUUCUAGACUUUUCCCAGUUGACACCCUCUCAAAAACUGCCAUUGGGGCGGGGGGGGGGGGAUAAAUAUGUGGAAUCCUUUAAAAACAAACAGACCCUAAACAUUACUACUUUAAGAGGAUUAAAUGCAUUGUGUAUAAUAGGGAAUUGUAUCCAGGGGGUGGGGGUGGAAUUGGCUAAUAGCAUAAUUUCACAAAUGCUUGUGCUACGAUAUUUAUAUUUUAUAGCAGUGUUCAUGCUUCCACUGCUGCAAAAGAGAGAACACAUUUAAAUUUAGUUAUGAAACUUAAAAGUUGAUACUUUAUUUUAUCAGCACAAAGAUUACAAAGGAACCCAAUGUGGACUUUGGUGGUGGCAACCCAGGUAAUAUGGAGGUGGCCUUCUGAACCUGAUAGCUGCUUCCCAAUUCAAUAUAAAAAGCUGCUUGUCAAUUUGUUUUAGACUAUUACUAUUUUCCAGAACUGAGCUCUGCAUUGACAUUGAAUAAGUGUCAAUUUAGGGAUUGGCUCUUCUGGUUAGAAUCCAGAAGGGACCUGCAACUAAUUAGGAACACCAAAUUUCCCCCCACACCUGAGAACAGCAUUUUAGAGCUAGUUAUUUGACCAAACUCUCACCAGUUUCCUUAAAAAUAUCCUUAUUGAGCUGUGUUUCCAAGUGAUGGCCACCACAGGUUCCAUAUGCAGACUGGCUUUAUAUUUGUGGUCAGCCUUAGGCGGAAGACAUCACUCAUUAUCUGUUAGCCUAUCCUUUAUAUAGAGACCCAAGAAAACCCUUUUUUGAAACCUUCAUUCUCAGAAGCAAGCAGGUGUUCCCCAGCAGAAAUGUUUCAAUUCUUUUGAAUGGCAAUUAAAGCUUCGUAACACAGAGAGCGGCCAUUUAUGCACUGGAUACAAAAAAGAUCAGGAAAAAUGAGUCAGAUAAAAUCACUAUAAAUUGUUUUGGUGACUCGGAGGUUUAAUCUGAAAUUAAGCUAGAUUUAGACUUGGUGGUGUCUCUGGUAUCUUCUUUCUUUUAUAUCAUAUAUGUUGGAUUAUAUAUUAUCGAUGUUCUGUAUUAUUUUAUUAUUAUUUCUACAAGUUUGUCACAGCCUUUGGCUAAAACAAUAAACUUAUGAACUGACUAACAUAUGUUUGUUCCAUAUUUAUAUCUAUUUUUUUCUUGAUCUCAAAGUUAUUCAUUUCAACUCUGCUUGAAAUGGUCUUGUUGAUUUCCUAUUAGGAAAAAAAAUACAUGGCUCGCCUAAAGCAGAAAUAGCCAGUGUGAUGCCUUUCAGAUAUUGUUGGCAUACAGCUUCUGUCAUCUCUGACAAUCAGCCAUUGGAUUAAUGAAAAUUAGAGUACAACUGAAUCUGUAGGGCAUCAUGAUCUAAAGCCGUGGUUCCCAACAUGGGGCACACACCCCACAGGGGGGCGAUUUGAUUGGGGGGGGCAAGAAUGAGUUAGACCAAGUUAAUGGCCUUUUAAGGGACAUGGGUGGCGCUGUGGGUUAAACCACAGAGCCUAGGACUUGCCGAUCAGAAGGUCGGCGGUUCAAAUCCCUGCGACGGGGUGAGCUCCCAUUGCUCGGUCCCUGCUCCUGCCAACCUAGCAGUUCGAAAGCACGUCAAAGUGCAAGUAGAUAAAUAGGUACCGCUCCGGCGGGAAGGUAAACGGCGUUCGCGUGUGCUGCUCUGGUUCACCAGAAGCGGCUUAGUCAUGCUGGCCACAUGACCCGGAAGCUGUAUGCUGGCUCUCUCGGCCAAUAAAGCGAGAUGAGCGCCGCAACCCCAGAGUCGGUCACGACUGGACCUUUACCUUUUAAUGGCCUUUUAGGCUUCCUCCAUGUGAAUAGUUCACUUUUUGAAUAAGAAUUACAUAUCACAGGAGGGGCAACAGGAUUUUAGAGAUGCUUAGGUGGGGCAUGGCCAAAAAAAGGUUGGAAACCACUGAUCUAAAGGAACAGUCAUUCAAAAUACUGUGGUUUCUUUCUCUUUCUUUUUAGGCACUCUCAAAUGAUGAUGAAGCUCUUAUUAACAGAAAGUUGCCAAAAGAACUCCUUUUAAGGUAAUUCUACAUUAGAAGUUUAUAGUUUUAAUCUGAUUAUUGCUUAUAAAAUGGAUUUCAUUCGUUUCAAAUCUAAGUUUUAUAAAAACUUAUACAUGCCUAGUUUUAACUUCAUUUGUUGCAAAAAUGUGUCAGUAUGUAGUUUGAGGAUAGCUUUUUAAAAGCGCGUUACCAAUGCAGCUAGGAAACAAUAGCUUUUUCAUUGUUGUCAAUUUGGAAUUUUCUGUGAAAAAAUCAAGCUUUAGAAAAGUUGGUAAAUACAGGAUAUUUUUUUAUUAUGGCAUGGGAAUGGGAGGUAAUUUGCAUAAGAACUAACAGAGAAUUGACUACUCGUGUCCACUUGGAGUUGAUGCUGGAUUUCCAUUAUCUCUUUGCUCACUUCCCCCAUACUUUGCCCUUUUAAAUUUUAAAGCAUCAGUGGAGAGGGGGGAAAGUUGCAAUUUUGAUGAGAGCAGUGGAAGAAGGGGCUUCUUUCAUCCUCCAUACACCAUUGUUCUCAGGCUGCUAUUACCCCUGUAGCAGAUAAAAUAUAGGCAUGAAAUAUGAGUUUCAUAUUGAGUGUAUGAGUUGCUGCAGAUAUAAUGUUCUCUUAACUCUUUCCAAAGUUAAAAUCAACUAUCCACCAUAAACCUCUGCUGAGCGAAAUUGUUUUUUGGUUUGCAUUUACAGGUACCAGUGACAAUAAAAAAAGUUCUAUUCCUCUCCUUUGCUUGAUACAAUCAAGUGGGACUUCUAGACUCUUCUGUGUGGCUUAACUUUGUGUACUGAGUGUGGCAGCUGAGACUUUGAUUUUCUUCUUAAGCACACAGAACAGCAUAGUUGGGCAGAAGGGUCCUGAGUUACAUGACAAUAUCUAGUAGGCUAUUUCCUAAUUAUAGUUUUCUUACCCUUAGAUUGAUGGGAACAGAAAGGUCUCAAAGAGAGUUUAUCUAGUAGCUUAUCCAGAAUUGUAUGGAAUAAAUAUAUAUAUUGCUGGUAUAUGAUACACCAGGGGUUGUCAACCUGGUCCCUACCGCCCGCUAGUGGGCGUUUCAGGAUUCUAGGUGGGCGGUAGGGGGUUCUACGGCACAAGCUGAAUCCUUCCAUCAAGCACUGGUGGGCGGUAAGGAAAUUUUACUAUCAAGAAAGAUGCAUUAGUGGGAGGUAGGUAUAAAAAGGUUGACUACCCCUGUGUUACACCUUGCUGUAACAUUCUUCAAGCUGUGUAAUUGUAUGUACUUAGACUAUAUGUGAGAAAAGUUCUUAUAACUGCCUUUAAAACAUCUUUGGUUGGCAGCUUUCAAAUACUACCCUGAUCUGACUGAUCUAUAUGUUUUUAACUUGAGUUAAUAUGUUUACAGGAGUAUAUUAGACUGGAUUGUUGAAGAACAGUUUUACUUCUUUCUUUUUUACUUUCUUUUAGAAUAUUUUCCUUCUUGGAUGUAAUUACCUUGUGUCGAUGCGCACAAGUUUCUAAGGUACUGCUAGGUAUUUGCUUUGUAAUUUCAUUUCUUUAAGUAAAAAAAUGAAUGCAUAAUGUACACUUACAUUAAUUGUCUUUGGAAUCUCACUGUUUUAACUGUAUAGCAGAAAAAAGAGUGUGCUUACAAAGCUUGAAUGGUCCUCCUUCCUCUUUUACCAUGAGGGGGAGUUUGGAUCCUUUUUCAAUUAACCAUUGUUUAGUGUGGUGUUUGAAUCCUGAACUGUGGUUAAUGAUAGCAAUGGUUUAUUGAAGCAAACAAACUUUAAAAGCCACAAUGUGAAGUUUGUUUGCUUUGGUAAACUGUAGUAAAUAUCCACAGCCGUUUAUUUAAAACAUAAUGCUAAACUGUGAUUAACUAAAAAUGGAAGCAAAGUCUUCUAGCCGCCUCCUUGCAUCAGUGAAGGAGCAAGGAGAGGUGAUAAGCCUGAGGCUUAUUCAGUACAGUGGUACCUCUGGUUAAGUAUUUAAUUCGUUCUGGAAGUCCGUACUUAACCUGAAACUGUUCUUAACCUGAAGCACACACGUUAGCUGUCCUGUGAGAGAGAGUUUUGGGAUAAAUGUUAGUACAGUGGUACCUUGGGUUAAGUACUUAAUUCGUUCCAGAGGUCCGUUCUUAACCUGAAACUCUUCUUAACCUGAAGCAUCACUUUAGCUAAUGGGGCCUCCUGCUGCUGUUGCGCCGCUGGAGCACGAUUUCUGUUCUCAUCCUGAAGCAAAGUUCCUAACCUGAAGCACUAUUUCUGGGUUAGUGGAGACUGUAACCUGAAGCGUAUGUAACCCGAGGUACCCACUGUAUGUAACCCGAGGUAGCACCAAACCAUAGUUUAUGAACCAUAUUCCUUACAUUUCAGCUUAGUUCUAACAUGUAUAGAUGGGGAAACAAUUGAUGUGGUGGUAGAAUAAUAAUAAUAAUAAUAAUAAUAAUAAUAAUAAUAAUAUGCAUUUAUGAAAGCUGCAAUCCUGUAUCCACUUGCCUCGGACUAAGCCCCAUUGAACUUGGGGUUAUUUCUGAGUGGACAUGGAUAACAGUGCUUUCCAAGCUUUUCAUGUUGGUGACACACUUUUUAGACAUGCAUUAUUUUGCAACACGCCAAUUCAGUUUUACUAGCAAACUAGAGAUGCUCUCCAGAGGUGCAGCGUGUAUGCAAGCCUCCCGGGACGGGGGUGUGUGUGCCCAGCCCCCACCCUGCAGCCACCUUCUUGUGCCACCAUCCAUGGAUCUGAGCUUUGCAAGGCCGCUCCGGGAGGAUGGUGUGGGGACACGACAACAUGCAUCCUGAUCGAACGGUUCAUGGUUGCCAUGUCCUCCCUGAGCAGUCUUGUAACACUUGGACCUGAGGAGGGCAGCCCGAGAAAGUCGUAACCAUGCACAGCCUUUCAACUUGGAUUGCAGCCUUGGUGCCUGUUUUUGUGCUGGAAGGAGAAAGCACAGAGUGGUGGUUUUGUUUUGUUUUGCUUGCUACAAACCUGGAAAUAAGCUUUCCUUGUUUUUCCCCUCUCUCUUCCCCUGGUGAGGGUUAAAUCUAGAGACUGCCCUAUUACCAUUAUCAGGACUCCUUGAGAGAGUUUUUUGGGAGAUUUCAAUACUAGACACACCUUCCUAUUCUGUUCUAGCUGCCCUGGGGAGAAAGAAAAAAAUGGCUUUGGGAUUUCCUAGGAAUAUUGUUGGGGGAGGUUGGUGCAUUUGGAGGAAAGAUGAGUAAAUAAUUGCAAAAAAGAGAGAGGAUUUGUUGCUGAUUUUCAGGGUGUGCCGCUCUGCUUCUUGAGAGGCUUCAGUCGCUUCAGCAGAGGGAGAAUAGUAAUUCUCCUAAGGUAAAAAAAAAAAAAAAUGGCGAUCAGCUUGAUGUGACACACCUCCACACUGCAGCUGAUACACAGUUUGGAAAGCUCUGAUGUAUAGGAUCACAUUGUUUAACAGCCCUGCAAAAUGGCUUGUGUGUAUUAGCUCCAUAUUGUAGUUUAAGCUAAAGAGAAUAGUGGUUUGUUUAAGGCUUCCUAGUGAGUUCAUAACUGAGGUGAAAUUAAAAGUUGGCUCACAAGUUGCACUCCUAGCUACUUUAUCAUACCAAGUAAGUAUUAUUUCAUCCAACUUUGCAUUUAGGUAAUAUUCUUGCACUCUUACAGGAUAUUUAUCUCUCAAGAAACUGGGCCUUAAAAUAUUGCUUAAAAAGUAGUUUCCCUCAACUAAGGACCAUUUUAAACAUGGAAAAAUCCUGGUUCUGAAUUCUUCAUGCUUUCAUCAUACGUUUUGUGAGUGAUGUUUUGAAAAGACAUUGGUUAUUAUGUUGCGCAUAUAUAGCAAGCAUAUAUGUGUUCUUUGUUUAUUUCAGUCUUGGAAUGUGUUGGCCCUGGAUGGGAGUAACUGGCAAAGAAUAGACCUUUUUAACUUUCAGACAGAUGUAGAGGUUCGUAAAACUUAACAUUUUUCACUAUCAUAAAAACAAUGUAAAACUGAAACUUUGAAGUACAGGUUUGAUUUAAUUUUACAUUUUUAUCUAGCAUUAUUGGUUGAACUUUGAUUUGAAAGUAGUUAAUUGCUUUUAAUUAUCUUUUUUUUUAGAGCAACAAGCAACUAAAACCUCAUCUGACCUCUUGCCCACUGAUUGCACUGUGUCUGGUUUCAUUUUCUUACUUUGUUACAUUGCAAAUAAAGUAAGGGAUAAUAAUGAAAAACUGCUUUUCUGUACAUAAAACAAAUGGUGGCCAGGCAGCUUUCUCAAAAGGUUGAAAAAUAAUUUACAGGUUUUACCAGGUGAGGGGAUUACACAAUGCCUUGAGCUUUCACUGUCUCCUCUUCAUAAUUCUUUUAAGGCAUUCAAUUAUUAUUAUUAUUUUCUUAAAACGAAUAUUUCAAACUUUUAUUUUGUAUUUUCUUAACAGAAAUCAAUGAAACUUUUUGUAAGAAAUGUUUUUCCAUAUACCACUGAAGCUUAGGACUGCCACCAUCAUUGUUGCUAUAGUUCAUCUUUUUCCUCUUUGCACCAGUCACAUAGUUAGAGAGAGAGAGAGAGAGUGUCCUGUUCUGGUCUGGGGCUGGAUCCCACAGGGCAAGGCAGAUCAGAACUAGCAGGACCACAGAUAGCUCUGAAUGAGUGGCUUGCUCUGACAAAUGUUGAGCCCAUAUUGAGCCUUUUUAAAGCCUCUGCCCUCAUACUUCCUCUCUUAGGCUCCAUCCCAUUGUGGAUAACAUUAGAUUCUUAGAGAGGCCAACCCUCUUUAAGAUCUUUAAAUUCUUUAGUACCCUCUGGCUUGAAGUUGGGUACUGCUUGAAUUCAUGACCUGCAUCAUGAUGCACUCUGCUGUUAUGGGAGAUAGAUGGACAUAUUGGAUCAUAAUUAUACACUGAGUUUUAAAUGUUUUUGUGUAGUAUCUCAAUUGUUGCAACAGAAAGCACUUCCUAACAUUGAUCUCAAUCCUGCACAUACUGUCCUGAUUCCAGGUUGUUAUGAUGCAGUUAGGUUAACAAAGAACUAAUCUUCAGACCUAUAGAAAUCUAGAAUGGGGCAUUUCCAUCCUGGCAAAGAGGAAAGGUUGUGGUUUAAAUUGGCCCUGAUUUAGCAGGUUCUUUAUACUUUAGUUGAGCAUUUCCAGUAUUGGAGCCUACAUACUUAUGUGGUGUGAGAUUUCUACCACCAUGUAAGUUUUAUUUAUUUAUAUUUAUUUUUGAAGAAAUCUGUGUAUGCUAAAAGUGAUCAUUUUGCCAUGUCCACAUAUGGCUCUUUCCAGUAUCCCUGGCAGUUCAUUUAAAUAGAGUUGGCUUGAGGUCUUCAGCAAUAAAAACAUUUUUUGUUUUGUUUUUGUCUGUUUUAGACAUUAUUCUUCCUGGCAUGGAGCUCCUCUUGAAAGGCAUCUGGUUAGAUAUGAAGUUGAUAUUUGUUUCAUCUGUUUAAGGGCCGGGUCUUAGAAAAUAUUUCCAAAAGAUGUGGUGGGUUCCUGAGACAACUGAGUCUGAGAGGCUGUCUUGGGGUUGGAGAUACUUCUUUAAAGUAAGUAAUAUUUUAAAAGUUGCUCUUUUUAAAUUGCAUUACAGUUUUCAGCAUCAACCAUGAUGGAAAGGUGGAGGCUGCAACAAGUGUUUGAGUAGAAUACACAGUACCACAUUGACCAACUCUGGAUCAUGAGUACAACGAUACUGAUGAAAAUGCCAGUGCAGCUGAGCUCUGAACCCAGAAUUGGUUAGUCAAAGGGAGAAAGGAGUCUGCCAUUGCUGACUAGAACAAUCUACACAGUGAGAGGUGCAUUGCCUACAGUAUCCCUAUAAGUAGCUAUUCUGUCACAAGCAUUACAUCUUGCAGCCACUGACCUGCUACUCACAUUUCCUGGCUAGCUGGUUUUGUGACAGUCCCCUGUCUGGAAUAAGGUACAAUAAACCAGCUCCUGGCUGGAAGCUAUCAAAACUUAUUUUCCUCCGGUACCAUCACUGGAAAGAGUGUAGGGUUGUACAACUUUUGAAUGCCAGUGUCUCAGCGGUGUAGGGCCUGCCAGACCCCAUCAGUUCAGCACCUGUUAGACAGUGUUGGAAACUCCCAAUGUUCUAGGUGCCUUUUGUGACAGGGAAUUUCAUUAGCAGUUUCUGAGCUUCUGGGCGCAGUACUGCGCCUAAGAUUUCAGAUUAAAACUGCAGAGUGGAAGGAAAAGACUAUUUUCUCCCUUCCCACUUUUAGCUACUCUCGGAAGACUGGAGAAGAGACCCUCUUAAGAAUAUUAGGGGGGUAGGCAGGGGAAGGACUAGAACAUGUGAAAAAUGAACACCAUAAUUUAGCUGCAGUGCAUUUAUUUACAGUUUUGUACUUUUGUUAUAAAAAAGCACGCCUAGACAUUCCGUUGUUGCACCCAUAACCUAGGUUUAAGGUGCCAUUUAGCUCCUAGCUUUCAUAUCUCAGUUUCUAACACUGCUAUUAGAACUGUCUGGCAACAAGGUUGUGAAUGGGAUGUUAAAAAACCUGGUCAUGUGCAUUUUAAGUCCUUUUCUCUCCAGUCAUCAUAGGAUCAAACUGUAAGUCAUUUAAAACAAUUCAGAAAUUCUUACUGUAAUUAACCUUUUACUUUAAUUGUUUGGGGAAUUUCAGAACAGCUGUGCAGAGACACUUCCCCCUUUGCAUGAUGGCAUAAUAAUUAAAGGAAUGGAUAUGAGAUUAAUAAGUUGCAAAUAGUUUUUUAGUGUGAAAGCUCUGACAGAACCUGAAUAUUAUCUCAAACACAGCUAACAGUGUUUUUGAUGCAUUGUAAAUGUUAAGUGUCUGAUGGGAGAGUGCAUUAGUAUAUAAAAAUGUGCUCUACUUAUUUGGGCUUUUUAAUUUUAUUGCUUUUGCAGAACAUUUGCACAGAACUGUAGAAACAUUGAACAUUUGAACCUUAAUGGAUGCACAAAAAUUACUGAUAGGUAAGCCAAUGGUGUCGGAUGGGAAAACUGAUUUUUUAAAAAAAUUAGUUCGAUUCAUUUUUAGUGCCUCUCUUCCUUUACAGCACUUGCUUUAGCCUUAGCAAAUUUUGCCCCAGGCUAAAACAUCUGGAUCUGACAUCUUGUAUUUCCAUCACAAACAACUCUUUGAAAAGUUUAAGGUAAAGCUUUUUAUUAUUCAACUUACAUUGAAAUGAUUUAAGUUCAUAUCUGGAAAUCGACUGGUGCUGCCUAUUACUAGUAUUGCUGGUGUUUAAAUCAUUAUGACUGUGUGUCCUUUCCCUCAAGAUUUUGUUCUGUGAUGGCUGGCAGUUACCUUUAAUAUUUGUUAAGAAGAAUUUAAUUUGGCUCUGCUGCUAUAAUAACUACUCAAACACACUGCUUUGUUUUCUUGUUGCAGUGAGGGAUGCCAAAAUCUGGAACUCUUGAAUCUUUCCUGGUGUGAUCAGAUUACAAAAGAUGGCAUUGAAGCACUGGUGAAAGGGUGCAAUGGACUAAAAGCACUAUUUCUUAGAGGAUGCACACAGGUACAAACCUGCUAAGGUACCAAGUUGAACCCAUAAGAGUUAGUUUUAUAUUGGGGUAUCUGACAAAGUUUUUUUGAGUAAUAAAGCAGUAUUCAUUUAUUGAAGUGAGAUUUUGCCAUGCCAUACUGCUUAUGUCCACUUCUUCUGCCAAUUUAUUUUCUCUUCAUUAAUACAGCUGGUAGAUGAGGCGCUUCACCACAUUGAGACUCAUUGCCAUGAACUGGUUAUCUUAAACUUGCAGUCAUGCAUGGUAAGUACUUCUCUUUGCACUUUGUAGCGUCUAUGAUUAGAUGGAAAAGGUCAUUCUCCUAGGAUGAAAACAACAGUGGUACCUUGGUUCUCGAACUUAAUCCAUUCUGGGAUCUGUUUUGAGAAAAAAUUAAUGCUAGGCUUCACAGUUUAAUAUUGAGAAUACACAUGUACCAAACAAGCUUCUGCCAUGCAUUCAGAAUUUUGAAAAUAUUGUCACACAGCUAAUGUUCAGUUUGUCCUGGUUGUUCCAUUUUCUUUUAUAAAGUGCCACUUUAUAAAAGAAGAUAUCAAAAAUAGAAGCCUAAAGUUAUUAGGGCAUAUCAAAGAAGGGGCAAAUAAUCAAUUCCAAGGUCAGGAAUUUGGUGUACAUGACAUGCCAAAGGUAGGGAACUUGUGACCGUUCGGAUGAUGAACCAUGAACUCGAGCCAGCACAACCAGUAGUCAAUAAUUAUUUGAAUUUGGCGAGGGACAAGUACCUGUAAUCUUGGUGUUCCCUCUUCUAGCCAUGCCUCUCUCCCCUCUAUCACCGAGAGAGGGUGUCCUACUAUGGUGCCUGCAAGAUUUCUUUUCCCUAGACACCUAAAUGAAGAUCGUAGCAGGUGCUCAGCCAAACAACUCAGUCAUGGAUCCAUUAUAGCCAACACACACAAAAGGGCACAUCAUAACAAUUAACCUUCAGUCUCCCACCAAAGCAGUGAUAACUCCUAACAACUUGUGCCACACCAUUGCUAGGAGCUCCAGAGCAGUUCUCAGCUAGCAGGAAAGAAAGGGAUCAAUAAUAAUAAUUAAUAAUAAUAAUUUAUCAUUUAUACCCCGCCCAUCUGGCUGAGUUUCCCCAGCCACUCUGGGUGGCUCCCAAUCAAGUGUUCAAAACAAUACAGCAUUAAAUAUUAAAAACUUCCCUAAACAGGGCUGUCUUCAGAUGUCUUUUAAAGAUAGGAUAGCUGCUUAUUUCCUUCACAUCUGAAGGGAGGGUGUUCCACAGGGUGGGCGCCACUACCGAGAAGGCCCUCUGUCUGGUUCCCUGUAACCUCACUUCUUGCAAUGAGGGAACCGCCAGAAGGCCCUCAGUGCUGGAUCUCAAUCAAUCAAUCAAUCAAUCAAUCACCCAGCAUGGUUGCUGAUGGAUUUAAAAAAUGAGGAGAUGUGGAGUGGGGGCCAGGUGAUUCACAUUUCCCCUUCUCUAUAGUAGCUCACAAAAAAUUCUCAUGAGUGCCCUCCCAUUGUUUCCCAGCCUUUUUCUUGCUUUCCUAGAAUCAUGAACUAUAGUCAAACCUCGGUUGUCAAACGUAAUCCGUUCCAGAAGACUUAUUAGACUUAAAUGUUCAACAACCGAAAACUGAAAGCGGAAGCCUCAAUGCAAUAGGGGAAUUAAAAAUGGAAGCCGUGUAGCACCUUCGGCUUCCAAAAAUCGUUCGAAAACCGGAGCGGUUACUUCCAGGUUUUUGGUGUUUGGGGGCCGAAACAUUUGAAAACGGACCCGUUCAAGAACCAAGGUUUGACUGUAAUAGUGAUUUCUUGACAUAAUUAUUGUUUGGCAUGUUUGCACGCAAGCUUCUCUUUCUUUUUCUUUUUGGCUGCUAGUAUACUUGCUUCCUUCAGCAAAAUGCAUAUUAUCAAGGUUGAAAGGAAAUCCACCUUUGAAAUAGUGCACCAAACUGCAAGAUAAAGCACUGUGUUUGAGGAAACUCCUUUCCAGAUGACUAUAGAGCGGAAUCUAUAAAAAUGUUGACUAGCAUGCCCUUGUAGUGAAAAUAAACAGUAUGGAACAAAUUGAGAAUUGUUAUUGUUAACAUUUGUUAUUUAAUUGUGUAAACUUGAUACACCUUAAGAGAAAUUGCCUAACUUCAGAUGACAGAACUUCCCACUGUUCUUUGUUACAGCAAAUAUCGGAUGAAGGCAUAGCAGGUAUCUGUAGAGGAUGUCACCAACUCCAGUCGCUUUGUGUUUCUGGUUGUACAAACCUUACAGAUGCUUCUCUCGUAGCUCUUGGUCUGAACUGUCCAAGACUGAAGUGAGUACUAUUCAGUUCACACAUUACUGAGUGGUGGUUGUCUCCCUCUGCUUUGAAGUUGCAUUCAUCGUCAUCAGACUAGCAGGUGCCUAAUAGUUUUCAGUGACAACUAUGAUGCAGUCCAAUGCGUAUUUAUCGAAAAGCAAAACAGGAAAAUGGGGAAGGGCCCAGAUUCAACCCCUGCCAUCUCCAGGUGGUGCUGCAAAAAACUCCUGUCUGAAACCUUGGAGAAGUUCUGCGAGUCAGUGAGCUAGGUGGACCUGACCCAAUGGAAGGCAACUUUCUAUGUUCCUAAGUAAGUUCCACAGGACUUAUUUCCAAGUAAGUAUGGCUAGGAUCCUCCCCUGUGUGAUUUUAGUAUUUUUAAAGUCACAUAUAUUGAAAUUUGCAUAUUCCUGAAAACUAACUGAAAAUGUAAUCCUAUAUUACAGAUAAAUUUCUGAGACCUGAUUAGAUAUAAUACUUUUCAUUGUUAACUUAAAUGUGCCAAAGGUAGACUGUAGUCUGCAAAAGCUCAUGCUACAAUAAAUCUGCUGGCCUUGAAGGUGCCACAAAACUUUGUUGUUUUGCUGCAAUAGACUAACAGAGCCACCCAUUUGAAAAAAGUGUGGAAUUGCUAAUUAAACCACAAUAUGCAAGUAGUGGUUUAUCUUUAACCGUUCCCUCAUCUUUCUCUGCUUUCUUUCUAUAUUUUGCCCGGAAUGUGUAAUUGUGCUUUCCCCCCAGACAUUCAUAUAAAUAUUUAGGAGGAGGAUGGGCAAGCAAAACCUUGUUUAUACAUCACUAGGGACAGUGUGGAAAGAGAAGCAAGCUGCAUGGUGGGGGGAACAGCUUUUCUCCUAGAAUUAUAGCAUGGGAAGAAAGAUUCCACUUAAUCUUAGAGGAUAAGCUAAUAAUUUUUUAAAAGUUGGAAAAAUAACACACCUUCCUAAAUCGGGAACAGAAAAUAAGAUGAGUAGCAGUGGUGUUGGUUAUGCUCAUGAGUCCAGCAGUGUCUGUGGGUGCAGGCAUCUAACCCCGCCUCCACCCUCAAAAAAAGAAUGUCAUACAUUAAUCAGUAUGGGUAUACUUGCAGGUAAAGCCUACUUCCCAUUCCUGGCAGAGAAUAGGAGUCUCUGCAUUAAAUGAGACUGCAGGGAGCACACACAGAUGCAUUUCCCACCCCACUCGGGUGUAGGAAGGGGGGGUGGACCACUCCGGGUGCCCUCACUGAGGGGGGGGUGACAUUCGGCGCGCCACCCACCCACAGCUCCCAAGCUCACCCUGAGCCAUUGGGGUAAGGGGGGAGCUUUGCCGGCAGCAUUCCCCACUUCCCCCUUCGCUUUGACAGCUUGGGGGAGGCUUGGGAGUCGUGUGUGGGCGGCACACUGAAUGGUCGCCAUGGGCGGUUUGCUCUGCCCCCAUGGGCGGCUUGUUCCGCUCCCGGCUGGAGGGCGCGUGCGCCACUCCGGGCACCCAAGCAGCUAUCCCAUGCCUGGGAGGGCACCCUCUGUACCAUGCCCUCCUCGGGAGCACGCCCGCCCUGGACAGCGCAGGUAUAUAUAUGCUCUGCUGCUGACCCCACUCCAUUUGGAAGCCCUUCUCUCUCCCUCCUGCCCACAUAAUUUCAGAUACUUGCUAGUCUUAAAAUAAAAAUGAUACUUAUUGGCAAUUCUGUUUAUUGUGCAUCUCCCUCUUCCUGAUAUUGUUCCCCUCCCACUUCUUCUUAGGGUCUGUUUGUGGAGGUGAAUUUUUCUUUGCAAUGUAUUUCUGCAUUAUUUCCCUUAAGGUGAAUAUAGAAAGGUUGGUGCAUUUUAUAUUUUGUUUUGCAAUUUUUAUUUCCUGAUGGUUAUGGCUGCACUUUUCUUCUUUUCCUGCUGCUUUUUUCAGUUUUUAAAAUUGUUAAUUUUAAACUACUCCAAGGGAUGGAUCAACAAACGUAACAUGCUGGGUGAAAGCCAAAGUUCCUUUUCUAAACUCUCUUUCUUCAGCACAUCAUCAGUGUAAAAUCAAGUUCCAAAACACAUCCAUAACAAGGUAAAGAGGGUUGUUCUGUUAUAAAAACAGACUAAUCACUAGGAAACAUUGCCACCACCACAAUGAACAACUUCUUCCAGGCUAUUUGGGAUUCCUUGAAGUUACCCUAGAUGUAUUCUAGCCUUUCUAAAAACUGGAACCAAGCUAUUCUUGUAACAAUAGAACCUUUAGCAAUGGCAUAAGAGAUCAGUGAUGUGUAUAUAGUUUUGAAUGAUGCUGAUUCAGAAACAGAACAGUUGGUAUAUGCGAGAUGGAAAGUGAACGAGCAGCCUAUUUCCCAUUUAAGGAGAGAAAAAGAUAAUUCUGUUUGCUGACUACCUAAAUAAAAAAGCAGCAAGCUUAAACUACAUAAUACUUAUUGCAUCCCAUCAGUAUUCUUCCAAUGCUAGUUAAUAUAUCACAAACUUAGAUGGUCUGAAUUGGUUGCAUCCAAAAAGCUAGCACAACGUUAGUACAAAUGGCACACUACAAUGUAGUACAGUCAUACCUCGGGUUAAAUAUGCUUCAGGUUGAGCGUUUCCAGGUUACGCUCCACGGCGACCCAGAAGUAAUGGAACGCGUUACUUCCGGGUUUCGCCGCUCGCGCAGACGCUCAAAAUGACAUCACGCGCAUGCACAGAAGCGGCGAAUCGCGACCCGCGCAGUCGUGUUCUACACAGGAUGCGAACGGGUAUAGCAUUAUUGUGAUGUGCUGUCGGACAGCAAACACUAUCAGGAGGCAGCCUGUCAGAAAGUAAUUGUGUACACCCAAGCUGUAUUUUUAGAUCUGUAUCCUACCUUUUCCCCAAGGAGCUCAGGGUUCACCUGCCCUUUCUUCUCUCAACAAACCUGUAAGGUAGAUCAGAUAGAGGGAAGAGAGAUGGAUCCAGGUCCACCCACUGAACUACUUGUCUGAAUAGGAAUUUGAAACUGGGUCUCCUAAUCUGGUCCUCCUAAGUACAGUAGUACCUCUAGUUACAGACACGAUCCAUUCUGGGGUGCCGUUCGCACCCUGAAAAGUCCGCAACUAGAGCGGCGCUUCUGCGCAAGUGCAGAGCACGAUAGAGCACUUCUGUGCCUGCGUAAAGCUUGCAGAAUGCUUCUGUGCGUGCGGCAAAACCCAGAGGUAUACACUUCCAGGUUUGCCGUGUUCGCAAGCUGAAAAGACGCAACAUGAACCUAACGCAACACGAGGUAUGACUGUACAUUAUGGCAUGAAUGAUGGUUCAUUGCUUGAAAGGAACAAAAAUGGAUGGAGACACUUCACCUGGCUUAUAGCCCUGGGUUGCUUCAGGUCUUCAACAAUUUGGAAUUCCAAGAAAUAGUCAGUUCCAGGUCAUCAAAACUGUGAAUGUGAUCAAGAAGGUGUGGCCGAAUGUUGGUAAUGAUGAGAGAAUGCUAAUAAUGACCUCUGUCCAUCCACGUCCACAAGGCAUGACAGCUGUCACAGACUUCAGCCUUCUUCAUCCCCCCCGACUCGACCAAAAUGUUUUCAGGUCUCAAUCAAGGAGAUCUUCAGUUCUCAUAAUGUAUCAUCCAUAGAAACAGGAUUUUAGUCAUGUUGCAGAACUUGAAAUUUGUAGUCUCAUUGCCAACAGAGAUGAUAAAAUAAUCUAGGAUAGUAGAUGUAUUAUUUAUCCCUGUUUCCAUUGCAUAGAAUCACAUGCUAGUUUCCUGGUGUCAUCACAAGGAUUUCUUUCUGAUUAUUCUCAACUGCAGAAAUGUUUAUUUUUCAGGAUUCUGGAGGCUGCAAGGUGUUCACAUCUCACUGAUGCUGGUUUUGCACUUCUAGCACGGGUAGGUAAGGUUAAUAUUAUUUAACUUUUUAUCCCAUACUUCCUCUAAGUAUCUUAUAGCAGAACUUUUAGGCUCAUAACCCUUUGAGGUAGAGUAAGUUUCAACAAUGAAUGGAUACUGUAACUCAAUUUCACACAGCUAGACACACCUCUAGUCCUUGUACCACAUUGACCACACAUUUUUUAAAAAGAGUAUCUUACACAAGUACAUAUCUGCAUGUGCAAAGAUAUAAGGAGGAAAUCUGUCUGUUUCAGGGAGUUUGACUAGGUAACCCUUGAACUGGUUGUGACCUUGCUUUUGCCCAGCUAUGCAUGAGGGUCAAGUUCCCUUGUUUUCAGUUCUAAAAAAACUGAUUACAAAAUUAAGAUACAUUUUCCAGAUUAAGCAGGGUUGCUUCACUGUAUCUCCACCCACUGAGGAUUCAGCCUGUUGUUUUGGAUAAGAGGAAAAACAAACCACAGUUAUUCAUAUUCAGUACAUAUGAGUCGUGUAUUGUCAAGGGAGCUGACACAUAGCACGCUUUGCAGAGCAGAGAGAGAGAGAGAGAAAGAGAAAGCAACACCAGCUAACUUGCAGUUAGUUGUUUUAUUAAGAAAUCAGAACAGAAAAAAACACGGAAACUACAGCAGUGUACUCCCCCAUAGCAAGCCAUUGCUCAGACUGUCUUGCACCUCCCACUUCAUUCCCUCUGUGUCAUGCCCCUCUCUUGUGUGAGCCCCAAGGUACCUUCUUUCUCUGCUUGGCUGCUUUCUCUGCUGGGAUUGGGAGGAGCUGGCAGGCUGUCAGCAGAAACAUUGGGGUGGCUUGGCAGGAGUCACUGUCUUUGCUUUGUGCUGGGGCACCUGCUUGUUGCCCCUUUUUCCUUGUCCUCCAAACUCCCAGUCUAGUACCUCCCAGCUCUUCCCCUUUGGGGUGUGUCUGGUUGUCCACCACUAGGAGCCUGGAUCCAUCUCCUCUUCCUCUGCGCUUUUAUUUGCUGGGGGGGGCCUGUUUUCACCACCCUUCCUCAUCUAGUCAGCCCCUGACAUGUCAUAAAGUAUACGCGCCAUACUGGAAGUUUACAAAAUCUUAAAUUCUCAGUUUAGCCUUGCUUUUAAUGGUGGAAUGCUUUUUUUCUCACUUUUAGAAUUGCCAUGAACUAGAAAAGAUGGACCUAGAAGAAUGUGUUCUGGUGAGACCUAUUUGUACAAGGCCUUUGAAUCAGAUCUAGUAAAAGUAUCAUUAAAAGAUGAUGCUCUUCUGUGUCCAGAAAAACGUGCAGACUACAAAAACUACCUGAUAUGUGUUUUUGCCUAUCCCUGAGUUUGACACUGUUCUCUAUAUACUUUCUUUCUUUCUAGAUAACAGAUAGCACAUUGAUACAACUUUCCAUUCAUUGCCCUAAAUUGCAAGCAUUGGUAAGUUCCUGUUUAUUUACUUGUUUAUUUUACUUGCAAAAAGGGUAGAAAAUCCUGGGUUUUUUUAGCCUUUCUAUUUCACUUCAUCUACAGAAAGUUUCUCAAGAGCCAUGGAUAACUCUGCUUUCUUCAGUUGAAGCAGGUCAAAAUUUGGGGGAAAUAGUCUCCAACUGAAUAAGUGGAGUCACCCAUCUCAGAAAAAAAUUCCUUUUCCUAAAUGAGAGGAGAUGGAUUUGACCCGUUACAGAAAUAUGCAUUAAUGAAACAUUGCAUUUCUCAUCUUUGUUACAGAGCUUGUCCCACUGUGAACUGAUCACGGAUGAUGGGAUUCUGCAUCUGAGCAGCAGCACAUGUGGACAUGAAAGACUCCAAGUACUUGAAUUGGACAACUGCCUUCUAAUCACAGACGUGACCCUUGAACAUCUUGAAAAUUGCCACAACUUAGAAAGAAUUGAAUUAUAUGACUGUCAGCAAGUCACCCGUGCAGGCAUCAAAAGAAUAAGAGUACGUACUGCACAACUGUGCUGAGAUGCAGAGCCUCAGUGUUGAUAUAUCAAGGUAGCUCCUGGCAUGACUUUUAAUACACACCAAGACCAGUGUCGUAUCAUUUAAUAAAGUGUCUAUUCAUAGGCUGUCAUUCAGCAAGAGUGCACAAUACUGAACUCAAUGCUAUUUAAAUUUAUGCAGAACACCAUGCACCUGCAACGGGAGCAGCAUAUCCAUUUUUCUUUCUAGAAAGGGAUUUGUGAAAAAGAUGAGCAGCUUAUUUCUUCAGAUGUCUCUAUCAAGGGUUGGGAGGAAAUAUUCUUUAAAAAAUUCCCUGUCCUUCACCUUAAGGUCCCAGAGUGGGUUACAGAAUUUUUUGAAAAGGUGGAAAAACUGCUUUGGUUGCAGCUACACUUUGUUCUCCUGUGAGUUCAUAAAGUUAGGAUGAAGGCUGGCAGGAUCACCUUGAUACUGUUGCUGCCGAAUUCUGGAUAUUUGGCUGCUUUUCAUUAGCAGUUAUUAGCUCUGCAGAGCAAGAUUAACAAAAGUGGGUUGUUCUGGAAUGAGUUCCAGUAAAAAUUCAAGUAAUGAUUGUUUGCUAAAGGAUCCUGGAAAUUGGAGACUACUGCCUAAGCAGUCUGAACAGGACUGGCAAUUUAAUGAAAUUACUAAAGUGGACGUAAUUUAUUAAGGCAAUGCAGAACUGAGGGUUGGGGUCCUGUUGGGAGGGGAGGGUUCAGCAGCAAAGCAGAUGUUUGACUAUAUUGGGAUGCAAAUUGUACGGUAACUUGUUCAACAUCAUUGAGUACUAAUUUUUGCCUACAGGCUCAUCUACCAGAUGUGAAAGUUCAUGCUUACUUUGCUCCAGUAACUCCGCCUCCUUCUGUAGGAGGCACUCGCCAGCAACUCUGCCGAUGCUGCAUUAUUCUUUAG
Podarcis lilfordi (Lilford's wall lizard) is the source of this 22448-nucleotide messenger RNA. The record is from the annotation of a GenBank genome assembly. Lineage: Eukaryota; Metazoa; Chordata; Lepidosauria; Squamata; Lacertidae.